Messenger RNA from Miscanthus lutarioriparius, 2718 nucleotides. Lineage: Eukaryota; Viridiplantae; Streptophyta; Magnoliopsida; Poales; Poaceae. The record is from the annotation of a GenBank genome assembly.
AUGGCGGAUUCGCGGGGAACAGCUUCCAAGAGCGCUGACAAGGAUAGCACCUCCACGCGCCCGGCGCGCCUCCGCGUCUUGCGCCCGGAAGUCAAGGAAUUUCUGACAAGUCCUCGCCGUAGCCGCCCCAAGAAGCAGCCGCCUCCACCUCCGCCUCCGCCUCCGCCUCCGCCUCCUCCCCCGCCGCCAAGGAAGGAGAAGGUGAAGGAGAGGAAGAAGAAGGAAAAGGAGAAGGCAGCGACGGGGGAAGAGAAAUUCGAGCGCGCGCAAUACAACUGCGCCUUCCAGGAUGAAGACGAGGGGGGCCGCGACUUCGCGCCGCCGGAGCUGGUCUGGGGUAAGGUGCGGAGCCACCCCUGGUGGCCCGGACAGGUGUUCGACGCCGCUGAUGCUUCCGAGAUCGCGCUGCAGCACCGGAGGGCCGGCGCCCCGCUCGUCGCCUACUUCUGGGACAGGACCUUCGCUUGGAGCGACCCUUCCGCGCUGCUCCCCUUCCGCGCCAACUUUAGGCGACUAUCCGCCCAGAGCACUAUGUCCAGCUUCGUCUCCGCCAUCGACUCCGCGCUGCAGGAGAUUGGGCGACGCGUAGAGGCUGGCCUCUCGUGCGGUUGCUUCAGUUCCAGCAUUGCCACCAAGCAGGAUGUUCAAAACUCUGGUGUCCGGCAAGGGGCUUAUGGUGCAGCGGUAGACUCCGUCUACACGAGGGAUGCCUUCCAUGGCAAAACAUUUCUUGACUACAUCUCAGCACUGGGAAAGAAACCACUGGCCGGUGCUGAUCUUCUUGACCUUGCCACCGCCAAAGCACAGCUGAGGGCAUUCAAUCGCUCAAGGGGUUUAAGGGACCUCCCUGAGUUUGUGAUGUUUGAGGGCAUUGAGGAGAUUAUAGAGAUGACACACACAAAGGGAGAAAGGAUGCACAAGAGGAGUGAGGAUGAUGUUCCGAGCAAGGAGAAGAAAUCGAGGCAUGCUGGGAGUUCACGUAGAAAAGGAGAGGCUUUACCAGAGGCUGUAAAUGAAGAUGCUAUGGAUGAAGACGGCAAUGGAGGGGCGGCAGAUGAUACAUUGAGUCAGGGGAAAAAGUCAAAGCGCAUGAAGAGUUCAUCGAAGAAGAAAACAGACAUUUCCAAACAUUUAGAUGGACUCAAAACUGGUUCUGUUGCUGACAGCAGAACACUGGACAAGAAGACAGUAGAUGAUGUUUUGAGCGAGAGAAAAUCUGGGCGCACGCUGAGAUCCACGAGCAAGAAGGAAGAUGCUUUAGAGGGUUUGAAAAGGCUGGCAAAGGAUGGAAGUGAGGAAUUAACAGGAAAAAGCAAAGAUGCCCCCGUUCUUAAAGAAAACAAUCAGAGGGAUGGAGCAGGCUCUGCACACAAGAAGGGUAGAAUCACAGAGGAUGGGUAUCAUAGACUUGGAGAUCGCAAUGCCGAGGAUCUCACUUCUCCUGCCAAGAGAAGAUCGGGGCAUAAUGAAAACUCAAUGAGCAAGCGAGUGUCCAUCUCGGAGCAUGGUAGGAAGAAGAAGAAACUUUCUGAACUCAUGGCAGAGACAGGCAGGCCUAAUUCUGCAUCUGGUGGUAAGGGCAAAACUCGAGGGAAGCGUUCGUUGCAUGAUUCAGCUGAGAAAGCUGAGGAUCCUGAUCGUCACUCUAAGGAUAUAUUGAUGACUAGGAAAAGAAAGAAGCUCAACACAUUGGGGGAUGUGUCUUCACAGUCAGAGCCUCUCUCUCGUAAGAAGUCCACAAAGGUUGGAGAACUGAUGAGCAAAGCAGCUGGGAGCAGCAUGUUACAGGCAGCACCUGCUGUCAAAGCUAAUAGUGCAGUGUCUCAGAUGAAACCACGUAGGGCUAAGCACAGGCAAGUAAAUCCUGAAGACAAAUCUCCACGUCCUGUGAAGGUGAAUCAGGGGAACAGCGAAGCCAUUACUGAGGAGUCCCUAUCUUGUGGAGAAAUGUUAUUGCAGCUCUCAGUAGCAGCAUGUGGUCUUAAGCAGAGAGAGAAAAUCGCUCCUACAAGUGUUAACUUCUUUACCGAUUUUAGGAAGAACUACAAUUUUUCUAGUUCUGAUGUCAAUGAGGGGAUGCCUGAGAAGGCAACCAACACUGAGUCCACUCCUUCAGAACAGCCCAUUGCUGAUCAUAUGCAGGAUGACUAUUGGGCCGACAUUCUCAUUAAUGUGGAGGAGCCGCUAUCUAGCCUCAAAAAGAAGAAAGAUGAGAGUAAGAAAAGAGCAAACAAGAAGGCACCUCAGGUUAAGAAACCUCCUAUUAAUUCAUCGGCCACUGCAGAAAAUGCAGACGAGCCAAGGAGUGAAGGCAACCAAGAUACAGAAAAUGGGGAAGAACUUAGGAACGAAACCAAGCUGUUUUCUGCAAAUGGAUCUCAACCGAACGCCGGAACCAAAUCUGGUGAAGAGAUGGAAAAUAGCUUUCUAUCUGGACUGGUGCUGCACUUCAGCAGGCCAAGUGCUGUUCCAUCACGCAGUGACCUAAUCAAGAUCUUUAGCCAAUACGGUCCUGUCAAUGAAGCCAAGGCAGAUGUUGCAAACAGUGCCAGCUCUGCUCAGGUGAUCUUCAAGAGGCGCAUGGAUGCUGAGGCAGCAUUUGCAAGUGCUGGGAAGAUCAGUGCCCUUGGACCUGCCCUUGUGAGCUUUCGUCUCACCGACUUCCCAGCUAGUGCUUCAGGAAAUAAAGCUUCCCAUGUUGCAUCAAAGAGCGAAUAG